Messenger RNA from Myotis brandtii (Brandt's bat), 2585 nucleotides. RefSeq names its product zinc finger protein 211-like. Gene Ontology annotation, biological process: regulation of transcription by RNA polymerase II. Lineage: Eukaryota; Metazoa; Chordata; Mammalia; Chiroptera; Vespertilionidae. The record is from RefSeq and is a predicted model, not a curated record. Gene Ontology annotation, molecular function: DNA-binding transcription factor activity, RNA polymerase II-specific; RNA polymerase II cis-regulatory region sequence-specific DNA binding.
UGAGGAGGAAAUACAGCCUGGCCAGGGAGCGUAGGAACUACAUUACCCAGAAGGCCGGGCGUGGAAUGCCACCAGGCUGAGCCAAUGGAAGCUCAGAAAAGGCGUUUCCGUUUUUCAAGUUCUGGUGGGCGGGACCGGUAGUCUUCUCCAUUUUGUCUGAAGCGGUCGGCGGCAACUGAUUACAGAGAGAAGGCUGGAGAGUGGUCGUCCCCGCCUCACAGCCCAUGGUCGGAGCCUCCAGUGGUGCUCACAGCGCACACGUGGGAUUGAAGCUCGGAGUCGCCACCAGACCGCCCAGGGCCGGGACAGGGACCGCCGUUCUUGCAGCGGCUUCUGCUCCCGCCCCGCUCCGCCCACAGAGGGCAAUGGCAGCGCAGGUGCUGAGGAGACGGGCUGAGGUUGGCCUGACCUUUGAGGACAUUGCCCUGUACUUCUCCAGGGAGGAAUGGAGCCUCCUUGAUGAGGGUCAGAGACAGCUGUACCUGAAUGUGAUGCUGGAGAAUUUUGAACUUAUAUCCUCGCUGGGUUGCUGCUGUGGAGAAGAGAAUGUGGAGGCCCCGACUGAACAAAAGGUUUCUGGAAGAUUGUCACAGGCAAGGAAUCCCAAGGUAGCCUUGUCUUCCCAGAAGAGCCACCCCUGUGAGAGUUGUGGGCUAGUCCUGGGAAACAUUUUCUGCGUGAUGGAGCUGCAGGGAACACAACACAGACAGAUACUGUUGAGGUGUGGAGCGUGUGCAAAACGGUUUUCUUUGUGUGCAAAAUUUCACCAGCAGCAUGUGAGAGAGCAGACUUACAUUAGAGGUUUGGAAAGGAUGUCACUUGCAAACAGCUGCAAUUUCAAUGUGUCCCAGAAUCAUUUCACCUGUGGGGAGGUUGGGCAGAGUGUCCUUACGGAAUCUGGACAUCUCCACCUACAGGCUUCUCUGACCAGGCACAGUCCAACUAUUAUUUUGAUGCGUGGGAUGACGAUUCAAAGUAGAAAAAAUUAUUUCAGCAGAAAAGAAUGUAAGAAAGUCAUCAGUUGCACCCACACGUUUAUUCAGGAAAAAGGUGUCCAUCUUGGAAGUGCAUGUGGUGUGUGCUCUGAAUGUGGAAAAUAUUGUACCAAAUUUUCGAGGUUUCAUUAUCAACAGAGAGGUCACACUGGAGAAAGGGCAUAUCACUGCAGUGAAUGUGGGAAAUAUUUUACCAGGAUCCGUGAUCUUCAUUGUCAUCAGAGAUUUCAUACAGGACAAAAGCCUUAUACAUGCAGUGAGUGUGGGAAAUCUUUUACCUGGAGCACUGCUCUUCGUUAUCAUCAGAUAGUUCACACUGAAGAAAAGCCUUAUAAAUGCAGUGAAUGUGGAAAAUCUUUUAAAAGUAGAAGUGGUUUCCGAUAUCAUCAGAGAGUUCAUACUGGAGAAAAGCCUUUUCAAUGCAGUGAAUGUGGAAAAUCUUUUACCACUAAGAAAGACCUUUAUCAACAUCAGAGAGUUCAUACGGGAGAAAAGCCUUAUCAAUGCAGUGAAUGUGGGAAAUCUUUUACCCAGAGCAAUGCCCUUCGUUAUCAUCAGAGAGUUCAUACAGGAGAAAAGCCUUAUAAAUGCAGUGAUUGUGGAAAAUCUUUUAAAGGUAGAAAAGGUCUCCAAUAUCAUCAGAGAGUACACACUGGAGAAAAGCCUUAUCAGUGCAGUGAAUGUGGGAAAUCUUUUCCCGUUAGCAAUGACCUUCAUCGUCAUCAGAGACUUCAUACAGGAGAAAAGCCUUAUCAAUGCAGUGAAUGUGGGAAGUCUUUUACCACUAAUACCAUCCUUCAUCGACAUCUGAGAGUUCAUACAGGAGAAAAGCCUUAUAAAUGCACUGAAUGUGGGAAAUCUUUUAAAAGGAACAGUAGUCUCCAGUAUCAUCAGAGAGUUCACACUGGAGAAAGCCAUUAUGAGUGCAAUUAAUGUGAGGUAUAUCCCAGCCAAAUUUUUAAAUUCGCUCCGUGCAUAAGUGUACAAAUGUGAGAAAUUUCUUAGAUGUGUAGGAAAUGUAAUUUCUUAGUUUGGACAUAACAAUAGUACAGGAAAAUUUGUGAAUCCUCAUUUUUCUGAAUUGUAUCUCAUUUAUUUAAUCACCUAUAUUCUGUAAAGCUCCCAUAAGUGUUUUUGCUUCUGUGUUUGUGUGUUUUUAGUUGGAACACUGUGUAAUUAUGUUGCACGUUCUAGCAUACAGAGAUGUCCUGCCAGAUCUACAUCACUGCAUAUUUCUGUUGCUGAAGAUAUUUCACCUGAACCACCUAUAAGGCCCCUACAGAUGGCAUCAGUCACCAUCCUCAUGUGCCCAGGGAAGCUAACUCUGUUGUCGAAUUUGUUGAAGAAAAUGAGGAAUACCUGAGCCCUUGUUUCUUACUUGUUUCCCUGUCAUGAGUCGCCACAUAGGACUGAUUACUGUUGGCCCCAGUAAACACAAUGAUGCAGAGGGACUGCCCUUUUCAGGGACAUGCUUUGCCUGAACACUGGUGGUGAGUUUAUUGAGUGCUUAUGUCGUCAAUGGAAGAACUGCAAGUCUCCUGUCUCUUUGGUUUGUAAAAUAAUGAAGGCUUUUUCCUAAGACUUCUUUAA